AUGAUGCAGCCCAAACUGCAAAAAUGUGAAAACAGACGCAGGCGGGUGGUGAACUCUCCUCCAGACUCUCCUCCAGGUCCAGGGAGUGUCUCUUUGUGUGUGUGUGUGUGUGUGUCAUUGUGUGUGGACUUGGUGGACCUGGUGGACUUGGGGGACCUGGUGGACUCGGUGGACCUGGUGGACUCGGUGGACUUGGUGGACCUGGUGAACUUGGUGGACUUGGUGGACCUGGUGGACUUGGUGGACCUGGUGGACUCGGUGGACCUGGUGGACUUGGUGGACCUGGUGGACUUGGUAGACCUGGUGGACUUGGUGGACUUGGAGGACUUGGAGGACCUGGUGGACUUGGUGAACUUGGUGGACCUGAUGGACUUGGUGAACCUGGUGGACAUGGUGAACUUGGUGGACCUGGUGGACCUGGUGGACUUGGUGGACUUGCUGGACCUGGUGGACCUGGUGGACUUGGUGGACCUGGUUGGUGGACUUGCUGGACCUGGUGGACUUGCUGGACCUGGUGGACUUGGUGGACUUGGUGGACUUGGUGGACUUGCUGGACCUGGUGGACUUGGUGGACCUGGUGGACUUGGUGGACUUGCUGGACCUGGUGGACUUGCUGGACCUGGUGGACCUGGUGGACUUGGGGGACCUGGUGGACUUGGUGGACCUGGUGGACCUGGUGGACCUGGAGUGUUGUGCCUCUCGCUCUCUCAGCUGGCAGCGUCGCCGCGGCGCCCGAGCAUCGCUCACUCCGGCUCCACGUCGCCAUGGCAACCCUCCUCUCUGCUGCUGCAUCCGUCUCCGCUGGCGACGGUCCACCAGCUGCCGCACGUCGUGAGUUCCAUGUCUCACCUGGAGAUGGAGCUGGGGUCAGACGACGGGCCUCUGCAGGAGCUGCCCUUCACCCCCGUCCACGCCCCCCUGCUCAACCUGGGGGUCAGCGCACACAGCUCCGGCGCGGUCAGCUCGCGUCGCGCUCUCGCCCGCCUCACUUCUGCCGGGUUCUCGGAGGUGUUGGACUACAGGGGGCAUCCGGCCGAGACCCUGGACCCCACGGAGCCUACGACCUUUGACCCUCAGCGGGAGGAGAACGACCCCCUGCAGGGAAACCUGCUCCUGCUGCAGUUCCAGGGCUUCACCAGGGUCCCGGAGUCCGGACUGGCCCCGGACUGGCCCCGCAGCGUCUACUUCACCUUUCAGCUGUACAGGUUUCCCCCGGUGACCACGCAGCCCCUCACCCUGCUCCCCGACCAAUCGCAGCCCGCCGCCCGGCAGAACGACCAAUCGCAGAGCCGAGCCGAGUCCCUCUGCCUCCUCGCCACCGCCAACCGAGACGGAUCCACCAACUCAGGUUCUCCGGGUCUGGAGCUGCAGUUCCGGGUGGACCGCUCCGUCCUGAGGCCCGGCGAGCAGAGCUGGUUCUGGAGGUACCUGGGCGUCCACAGUCUGCAGGUGGACGUGUGGGACGGCGAGUCUCUGCUGCUGCUCGGCUCCAGCGCUCUGCCCCUCAAGUGUCUGCUGCGUCAGGGGAGGGCGGCGGUCCAGACGCUGCACGAGCUCGACGUCCUGACCACAGACUACGUGGGAGAAGAGCCGCAGGGGCCGAGCGAAGACCGGGGCCCCGACUGGUCCCUCAGCGUCCACACCGUGCUCCGGGGCCGACUGCACGUCCGCACCGCAAAUAUAGGUUGCCACGUCCAGCCCGACCAGCAGAGGGCGCUAGACUCGGCCCCGUCUCGCGUCGUCGUGCCCCGAGAGGUGACGGGCGGCUUCAGGGGAGGAAGUCUGUGUCCUCGCAAUGUCCAGCAGCUCAACGACAGGAACAGCGCUCAGGCUCAGAGGCUCCAGGUCGAUCGUCCAAUCAGAGCGAACCUCCUCAGACCCCAGCAGAGCGAGGAGGGCCGCCGGAAGCUGAGCUGCAUGGCCGCCGUGCACCGCAGAGAGGGCACCGAGCACACGCACACGCCUCAGGUCACGGAGUACCUCGCUGCGCCCGAGCCUGGGGUGGAGCAGAGCAAAGCCGAGGGCAUCGCCCACAUGCUGAGCCGGGCCAUCACCACGGAGUACCCGCUCUUCUGCAGCCUGGGCACCGCGGAGUACCUCGAGUACGUGCUGAGGAACCCGUUCACCACCGCGCACACCGUGACCAUCACCAGCGACCACCCCGAGCUCAGUGUGAUCACCAGUUCUGAGGAGUGGAGCUUCUUCCGAUCGCUGCACCACACGUCCAGCCCCGUGGAGGAGAACAUGUUCCACCUGCAGCCGGGGGCCCCGGGGCCCCAGGUCUACCUGAGGCCCAAAGAGAGUCUGCACAUCCCCCUCAAGUACCAGAGCUUCCAGAACCACCACAGCUCCUCCCCUCAAGUGACCUUCAGCACUGAGGACGGGAAGCCUCUGUCCAUCCUCCAGGUGAUCGUGCAGCCCACUCCUCACGUGGUGGACCAGACCUUCAGACUGUACCACCCCGAGCAGACCUUCCUGAAGAAAUCCAUCCGCCUGCCGCCCGGGGACCAGCCUCCAGAUGGAAAGCUGAGGGACGGGGCGCAGCUGACGGUCCACUGCAGUGACCCGGACGUCGUGUGUCAGACCCGGAAAACGGUUCCUGGAGACCCUCAUGACGUUUACCUGAAAGUCCCCGGCAGCCCGAGUCCUCACGUGCGAAUGUUCUACAUCAUGAUUUACACGUACGUGGAGCCGGCGGGCGUCUUCGUGCUUCCUCCUGCCGCCGUCCAGGAGGUCCAGGUGAAGGUUCAGCCGUGGAGGUCGGGGAGGCGUUUCUUCUUCUUGAGCGCCGUGGACGUGGAGCAGAAGCGUCUGGUCGGCGGGUGGCUCCUGUGCCUCCAGGUGCACCGGCCCGUCAUCUCCAAGGCGUUUGAGGUGAACGUUCCGGUGGGAGAAGGUCGAGGAAGCUCCAGGAAGAUCAGCUACACCAACCCCUACAGCAGCUCCCGAACCCUGCUGCUCCGAUCAGACCAGCCCCACCUGCUGCAGUUCAGAGAGGAACGCUUCCAGAUUGGGGGCGGGGACACGUACAGCAUCGGGCUGCGCUUCGCCCCGACUCAGCGACCUGCAGCUGUGGAGAUCCUGGUGUUCGUGAACGACCUGCAGGAGAAAACCGAGGAGGCCUUCUGCGUCAGGGUCAACUACACCUGAUGCCCUCCCACGACCGGACUUCCUCUGGACCUGCACCGAGUCGAGCCUCAGGUCAAAAAGGCCAAGUUGUUGGUGCUGUUGCUUUAGAGCAGAUGUGUUUAAAGCUGCAUUGUGUCACUUUUCUGGUCGGUCAAACGCUUUUUCUCUCUGUAGAUGUUGUUGUCGCUUGGUUUGGAAUGUUCCACACUACGGCAUUAAACCUUUUUCCAAAUCAGACCAAGUUUCCAGGUCAGAUCUGUGUCAGAAUGUUUGUUUUUCGAGGUAUUUUUGAGCGAUAAAACCACCUGUAAUUGAUAAAAUGUAAAGUAGAGCUGUUUAAAGUCACACUGUGGAACAUUCCCAGCUGAUCAAUGACAAACCCCCAAACAAAAAAGAUACACAAUGCACCUUAAAAAAAAAAAAAAAAGAAACUUAGAGUUACGUUACCAAAGUAAGAAUUCAGGAAUUGUAAACUUGUGUUACAGAUUUUAAAAUGUAAAAAAAAAAAAAGUUGGUUCUUUGUUCGUUGUUUCUAUUAAUAAAGUUUUUUUGCUUUGUUUA
Messenger RNA from Boleophthalmus pectinirostris (great blue-spotted mudskipper), 3690 nucleotides. RefSeq names its product nephronophthisis 4 (gene nphp4). Gene Ontology annotation, cellular component: ciliary transition zone; ciliary base; cytoskeleton. The transcript has 19 exons. The record is from RefSeq and is a predicted model, not a curated record. Bases 1 to 3150 code for a protein of 1049 amino acids. Lineage: Eukaryota; Metazoa; Chordata; Actinopteri; Gobiiformes; Gobiidae. Gene Ontology annotation, biological process: protein localization to ciliary transition zone; negative regulation of canonical Wnt signaling pathway.